AUGCCGUGCUUUGGAAGCCGUAAAAAGAACAAACGUAAACCUGAUGAGCCUGCUGUAGAGCAGAUUCGUCAAGAAUACGAUGAGCUCAAAUACAAGGAAACGGAGCAUUUGGAUGUUAUAAGACGUCAAUCUGCUGAAUUGGAUGAACUACGUAAGCAGGUGCAAGAUAAAUCCCAAGAUGAUGCUCUUCAAGAACGACUACAACAACGAGAAAAGGAGAUCCAACAAUUGAUGGAGAAGAUUGAACAACAAAAGCAGACAACCAAUGUGCAAAUGGAGCUCGAGGAAAAAGAAAAAAUGAUACGCGACAAAGAUAAGCAGCUUCAAGAGCUGCAAGAAAAGUGGAAAAAUGAACAAGCUGCAGCAAAACCAGAAUUGCAGCAAGUGACGGAUCAACUUGAUGAGCUGAAACAAGCAAAUGAAGAGGCUGUGAAUCGACUUGAGGAGGCUGUAGGUCGACUCGAGGAGAAGGAGAAAGAAUUAGCGGUGUUGCGUGCUCAACUCAAUCGCCGAGAUCGAAAACCAAAGAAUGGUGAUGAAGACCAAAAACGUCUCAACCGCCUCACAAUGGAUCUUGAAAGUGAUCGUUUAAUGAUUCAAAAAUUGGAGGAGCUCAACCAACAGCUUGAGGCUCAAAAACAAAAACAUGAGGCGAUCCUUCAAUCCCAUGCUGAAGAAAUUGCAGAGAAAGAUCGUGAGCUUGUGCAACAGCAACAAUCCUUGAGCGAUUUAAAACAAACGCAAGAACGUGCCAUCCGUAAUCUUGAACGACAACAGCAACAAACGAUCCAAGAGAUUGAGCUCAAGCAUGAACGUGAUACUCGUCAACUUAAAGAACGUCUUGAAAAUGCCGAGAGACGAGCCAAGAGUGACAUGAACACUGAAGUUGAAAAGCUGUUGCAGGAAUUUGAACAAUCAGAGCAUGAUCAUUCUGUACAGCUUGCCAGCCUUCACAAGUCGCAUCAAGAACAAAUGUCAGCCAUGCGCCAAGGACAACAACAAGAGCUCAUGAAGCUGACAUUGCGUAAAACAGGUGGUCCUAACAAGGUGAUUCGUUGGCCUGUUAUGCAACAUGAUAUUGAGCUUGUUCCACGUGAUCCUGCUUGUGUACAACUUUACGUAUCAAGCGUUUCAGCUAAUCCUACCAUCAAACGCAACCAAGAAUCAUUGCAAAAUACAUUCACAGCCAAGGAUAUCAAGUUCCAAGUGGUUGAUGUAGCACAAAGCGAACCAGCUCUUCAACACAUGCGUCGACAACAAGGCUCUAACAAGGGUUUACCCAUGGUCUUUGUUGGUGGUGAAUACCGUGGUCAACAUGAGGAUGUGAUGAAGGCUAUCGAAAGCGAAACAUUGAAUGAGCUCUUACGUCCACGUGAAAAGUUGUCAGUUGCCACACCCUCAUCCACAAAGAAACAAUUGCCAAGGAAAACAUCUCAUUCUGGAUCUGUAUCAUCGAAUGAGCCCGUUACACCCACAACUUCAUCCAACAUUCCUCCUCCAGUGCCCAUCCGCAAAGCAUGCCAUGAUGAAGAUGAAGACUUGCUACGAGAAAUUGAAAAAGAAUUGGCUCAAUCUGAUUUCUCAAAGGUGGAUUUCAACUUUUAA
Lichtheimia ornata is the source of this 1605-nucleotide messenger RNA. RefSeq lists its product as uncharacterized. Lineage: Eukaryota; Fungi; Mucoromycota; Mucoromycetes; Mucorales; Lichtheimiaceae. The transcript has 5 exons. Bases 1 to 1605 code for a protein of 534 amino acids. Gene Ontology annotation, cellular component: cytoplasm. The record is from RefSeq and is a predicted model, not a curated record.